AUGACCCCAACUGUCACGAUUGACAGUGCUCACGAUCCCAACACAGGAACAUGGCAGUAUAUUGUUACCGAUCCUUACUCGAUGAGUGGCAUCAUCAUUGAUCCAGUUUUGGACUUUGACGAGACCACAUGUACUGUCAGCACAAGCACAGCCGAUCGCCUGCUGUCACUUGUCCGCGCAAAAGGCUAUCACAUUUCGCGCAUACUCGAAACCCACACUCACACAGAUCACUUCAGCGCUUCUUCGUACAUCCAGGCUACUCUAGAGCGAGAUCAGGGUCAUAGACCUUUGACCUGUAUUGGCAAGCGGUCCCGACAAGUCCGACAAAUGAUGUACGAAGAGUGCGGCUUUCUGCCUGAUGUGCUCGCGUGUGAAUUCGAUGAGUUCCUUGACGACGAUGGAAGCUUCGAUAUUGGCUGCGACAAAUUCAAUGUCGGCUCCCUUAAAGUUUCGGUUAUUGAGCUUGCCGGUCACACUCCUAACCACGUCGGUUACGUAAUUGGCAGCAAUGUGUUUGUUAGAGACUCCAUGUUUAACCUAGACGUGGGGUCCGUAAGGGUCGAUUUCCCUAAGGGUUCCGCUUUAGCACUUUGGACCUCGAUGCAAUUUCUGCUCUCUCUCCCCGAUCACUUCAAGCUUUAUACUGGUUAUGACUACCCACCCGAGGAUCGUGAGUAUGGCGGUGAGAAGGGUCAGCCAAGACCAUACGCAACGGUCGAUGAACAUAAACAAAGCAACAAACAUGCCAAGUCUGGUACUAUGGAAAAUGAAUUCGUGCAGUGGAGAACCACUAGAGACAAUGAGCUUAAGGCUCCUAAGUUAUUGCAUCAGUCCCUGCAAGUCAAUCUGCUUGGUGGACGGUUUCCAACUGCCAGCGGUGAGCAGCCUGCUCUUCUGACCGUGCCCGUACAACUUCCUGAAGAUUUCCAAAACGGCGUACACGGCAUGAAGGUUAAGCUGUAA
Aureobasidium melanogenum CBS 110374 is the source of this 963-nucleotide messenger RNA. RefSeq names its product Metallo-hydrolase/oxidoreductase. Lineage: Eukaryota; Fungi; Ascomycota; Dothideomycetes; Dothideales; Saccotheciaceae. The record is from RefSeq and is a predicted model, not a curated record. The transcript is spliced from 2 exons. Gene Ontology annotation, molecular function: sulfur dioxygenase activity. Gene Ontology annotation, biological process: glutathione metabolic process; hydrogen sulfide metabolic process. Bases 1 to 963 code for a protein of 320 amino acids.